Molecule: messenger RNA, 1780 nt
Organism: Aedes albopictus (Asian tiger mosquito)
Lineage: Eukaryota; Metazoa; Arthropoda; Insecta; Diptera; Culicidae
Product: phospholipase A1
Exons: 6
Coding region: 647-1663 (338 amino acids)
Biological process (GO): lipid catabolic process
Molecular function (GO): lipase activity
Source: RefSeq, a predicted model, not a curated record
GGAAGCUUAGAGCCGCGGGGACGAAACUCCGCGCGCGAUACUGAUGCGUGAUGACGUUGUUGUCCGGCAACGACGACGUCGACGACGCUUCUCCACGCUCUGAUGGCAUUGCGUCGCCUAGCCGUAGCCGGUCCGUCGGUCGCCGCGCCGCCGCGGUUUGCUUAUUGAUGUUCAAAUGGUGGCCCAAAGCAUCAGUCUAUUAGCGAUCGCGCCGCGUUCAUGACUUAUUACUUCACACACGAGGGAGCCGGACAGUAAACGCGCGCCAACCGCAUUGUCGAUGAUAUUGAAUCGGGGGUGCACAACAAUAUACAGACGGGUGAUUCGCGGUAUAGUCGGUGCAUAACGGGUCGUAACGCGUGCGCGGAUGUAACUGAGUGAAACGUAUAGAUAGGUGUGAAGUGGUUGGAAAAUAUUCAUUUCCUGUAUAUAGUGAGUGGGGUUGUAUUUUUUUUCGUAAGGAUAAUCGGAAGAGGUGGAUGUGCAAUUCAUACGAAAGAGCACGAGUAAGAGUGAAGAAUAGUGUGGGCAGAGUGUCAAACUAGUUUGCAUCGCGUAAACAAACGGAGGACCAAUAUUUAUUGGCUGUUGCUGUACUGCUGCUGCUGCUGCUGCUGCGUGGUGUGUCGUUAGUCCGGAUUAGGAGAUGGUCCUCAGUGAAAGUCAACUGGCGCUAUGUACAGUUUUCACGUUAUAUUUAGGUGGUCUCCCGCUGAUGUACUCGCCGGCCCCGAGAGGCGACUGUGAAAACUGCUGCCCCAUCCGGGAGCCAAAAGAUAUUCAGUUUUUCCUAUUCACAAGGGAAAAUCGCGACAAAGGCGACGUGCUCUAUGUUUCCGACAAGAAGCAUCUGCGGAAAUCCCACCUGAACAGGACCAAUCCGAUGGUAAUCUAUAUGCAUGGCUUUUCGGAGCGGGCACCGGGCGGUGACGGGGAGAGCAGUAAGCAGAUGCGGGAUGCUCUCCUCGAUGCCGGUGACUACAACGUGGUGCUGGUGGACUGGAGUCCCCUGACGGCGCUACCCUGGUACGUGAACUCGGUCCAGAACGGGCCCCGAGUCGGGCGGUACAUCGCACGGUUCAUCCGCUUCAUGGUGCUAUCGAAUUUCCCGCUGAAGCAAAUUCACCUGAUCGGAUUCAGCCUCGGGGCCGAGGUGGCCGGAUUCGCGGGGAAAACCCUCAACGAGUGGGGCAUGAAGCUGCCGCGGAUAACGGGCCUGGACCCAGCCUUCCCGCUGUACGUGUUCGAGAAAGCCUCGCAACGGUUGAGUCCGAACGAUGCCGAGUUUGUGGAUGUCAUUCACACCGAUGGUGGUUUGCUGGGCUAUCCGUGGCCGCUGGGACACGUGGACUUCUACCCGAACGGAGGAGUUCCGCUGCAGCCGGGAUGUGCCCAACAGGAACUGUCCAAAAACCGGUGGUUGGGAGUGAUUAUUGGAUGUAGUCAUGCCCGGGCCUGGCAGUACUUUGCCGAAUCGUUGACAAGGCCGAAGGCGUUCUUGUGCGAUAGGUGCGAAAACAGUGACGAUAAUGUGACGGAGAGCAAUUGUACUAUGACGAAGGAGGUGUUCAUGGGCAUGAACACCGAUAGGACUCUUCGGGGGAAGUUCUAUUUGACGACGAAUCCGGAACCUCCGUUUGGCAGGAAUCUGCCACUCGAUUGAUGCAUUUCUAGUUGUAUAGAAAGGUCGGAAGUUUCAAAAAAUGUAAAUAGUAGCAUUAAGUAGAAUUUUUUAAUAAAGAUGUACAAUGAUUGUGAUAAGAUAUUGAAUGGAAAUCUA